This is a messenger RNA of Aspergillus niger, 1662 nucleotides long. RefSeq lists its product as uncharacterized. Gene Ontology annotation, biological process: carotene catabolic process. Bases 1 to 1662 code for a protein of 553 amino acids. The transcript is spliced from 2 exons. The record is from RefSeq and is a predicted model, not a curated record. Lineage: Eukaryota; Fungi; Ascomycota; Eurotiomycetes; Eurotiales; Aspergillaceae. Gene Ontology annotation, molecular function: carotenoid dioxygenase activity.
AUGUCCACCGUACAGGAAACUCGCGUUGAAGACCACUUCAACAAUUGGCCUAAUGUCAAAGGCUUUGACGCCAACUACGAGGAGAAAACACCCAUUGAGCUCCCCGUCGAAGGCCAGAUUCCCGCCUACGCAGCUGGCUUCCUCUACCGCACUGGACCAGGCAGAUAUAAGGUCGACACCGUCAAUGGAGAGACAUUUCACGUCAGCCACUGGUUCGAUGGUUUCAGUGAAACUCACCGAUUCCAGCUUCUAGCUCCAAACGACACCCACCCAUCAGUGCGCGUCUUGUACAACUCCCGCUUCUCUACCGACGCUCUCAUCGAGAAUAUAAGACAGACCGGUGAAAUGCACAAAUUCAGCUUCGGCCAAAAGCGAGACCCCUGCAAGGUCGUAUACCAAAAAGUCCAAACGGAGUACGAGCCCGAUGAGACUCCCAAUCCGUCGACCGCCAACAUCGGAGUCACUCUGAGCAUCAACAUGCCAGGCCUCAGUGAUACCUCCAACAACAAUCACCGCUGGGACACCUCUUCCGGGAUCAAAACCCUGCACGCCAAAACCGACCUCAACGCCUUCAAGCAACUCAACCCAGAAACCCUAGAACCCAUCAGCCUCGCCAGCCAGCAGAACCUGCACCCCGACCUGAAAGGUUCCGAGACAGCCUCACACGCCCGCUCCGAUCCCAAGACCGGCGACGUCUUCAACUACAACCUGGACCUUGGCCCGGAGUCUACCUACCGCGUCUUCGGCACCUCCGCAUCCACCGGCGAAACCACCAUCCUGGCAACCUUCCCCGCAACCCCAGCCUACCUGCACUCCCUCCUCAUCACCGAAGACUACGUCGUGGUCUGCGUCUGGAACGCUCACAUCUCCACCGCCGACCCCGACUCCGGCCCCAAGAGCUUCCUCGACUCCAUCAAGCCCUUCGACCCUUCCCUCCCAGCAACAUGGUACGUCGUCGACCGGACGGGCAAGAAGGGUCUCGUCGCCACAUACACCAGCCGCCCGUUCUUCUGCUUCCACACCAUCAACGCCUGGCAAGAAACAAACCAGGAUGGUGAGACCGACAUCGUCGCCGAACUCGUCACCUUCGACACGGCAGACUUCAUGCACAAACUCUACUACGAAAACCUCCUCUCGGACUCUCCCCACCCUAAACCCAGAACAGAUGCCACUUGCUCCUCUGUCUCCCGCUUCCGCCUCCCUGCUGUUCCUUCCUCACCCAACCCUGAAUCUCAUGAGCUGCCCGAAGCCCUUCUCGAAUCCGCCUCCUGUAAAUCCCUCUCCCCCGAACUCCCCACCAUGCACCCCGCCUACGUCACCCGCAAACACCGCUACAUGUACGCUGUCGCGGACACGGGGAAAUCUACCCUCUUCGACAGUAUCAUCAAGUUCGAUAAUGAGUCCGGUGAGACGAAGGUGUGGUGCCAUCAUGCUCAGUCUCCUGGAGAGCCCAUCUUCGUUGCGAAUCCCGAUGGUGUAGAAGAGGACGAUGGGGUGUUGCUUAGUGUAGUGUUGGAUGGGAUGACGGGGAAGAGUUACUUGCUUUGUUUGGAUGCGAGGAGUCUGGUGGAGUUGGGAAGGGCGAGGGUGGCUGGGCCUGUGCCGUUUGGGUUUCAUGGGCAACAUGUUCCGGCUAGGGGAUUGCCGACGGGGGAGUAUUAG